This is a messenger RNA of Cantharellus anzutake, 1724 nucleotides long. RefSeq lists its product as uncharacterized. Lineage: Eukaryota; Fungi; Basidiomycota; Agaricomycetes; Cantharellales; Hydnaceae. The coding region runs from base 186 to 1610 and encodes 474 amino acids. The transcript is spliced from 2 exons. The record is from RefSeq and is a predicted model, not a curated record.
UUUAAAACGAAUGAACGAUUAGACUCGUUCGCCAUGAUCGAUGGGAAACGGAUAGAAGCCACAAGCCGAUGACUUCCACAUUUGACCAAUAUGAUCACAGACUGUGACUGGAAAGACGUGACAAGACACAAAGGACCCAAGGGAAUUUGAAAUAGUCCUGUUGAAAAAAGUCUGCAAGUAGCGGAAUGUCAGCCAUUAGCCACCUCCUGGCUUCGAUAUCGCCAUUGCUAUCUACUUUGGAAAAUGCCAUUCAGGAGAUAUCUCAUGUGCCAUCUGAAGUCGACACCCUCCGAAAGCAUCUCGAACAGGCCUCGGAAAUUGUGGAAAAAUCAAUAAUGGUGGAGAAGAGUUUGCGAUCUCGCUAUGCAGCUACGCUGAACACCAUUUCCCCGGUCAUGGUCCUUCCACGGUGGAUCAUUCUAGACGUCUUUUAUAUGGCAGUGCAUGCUGAGGAGGAGACCACCUCCCGUCCCGCCGAUAUAUCUUUGGUGUGUAGGUCCUGGAGGGAUCUGGCAGGAUCUUGCGCUGUGCUAUGGACCAAGGUGCAUGUUGAUGCCACGAAAGUCUACAUGUUGGAGAACCUAAGCACCAAGGUAAAGCGUGUGCCAAUAGAACUGGACAUUCAGAGGAAGCGCGGGGGGGACCACUUAUGGAUGUUCAACAAUAAGAAGAUGCCUCGCAUAGGUUCCCUCCGAAUGACGCUCGCACAGGACUACUGGCGUUUUGUUCCAUUCAGACUAUUGGAGGAUGGUCGUAUCGAUACGAGCGACCUGAAGACUUUGGAUCUCCGUAUGGAUCCAUCGAUAUAUCGAGGGCAUGGAUCGGGAUUCUGCAAUGUCAGCCUGAAUCACAUCAAUGCGCCAUUGCUACGAACUUUCAAGAUCCAGGAAUUCAAAAUCACCUCCAUGCCCAAUGUUCCGUUCCAUCUUACCACCCUAUCGAUAUGUCGGACAGCGAUGGAAUAUGAAACGCUCCGCCAAUUUCUCGAACAUUCUCCUGAUCUCGAAGAGUUGUCCAUCUACUCCAUCAGUUUUUUUCGAGGGGACUCUGAACUAUAUGAGGCCCUUCCAGUCACUCUUCCACGGCUUAAACGCUUCGCCCUUGAGGCAACAUCAUACAUGCAAUUCGUGACCCUGGUACUUCCUCUAGGAGCUCCGGGUUUGGAAUCAUUAUCCAUCACAGUCAACUUCGAUGGCGAGGAUGGUGACUUGUGGGCUGACCAUAAGUAUGCCUCCAUUCUGAAAUCAUUUCUCUCCCGUGUCUCAACCCAUACCCUCAUUCGGGUUGCGUUGUUUUCCCUUACCGGUAUUAUUUGUGAAUUUAUUAAGGUAUUGGAUGCUCGGUAUCCAAACAACAACAACAAUCGCUCCAGGGGACUUGAAGCCCUAACUCUCGGAAUCUCGACCGAGUGGCUCGACGAAAACGAUCCCGAGAAUUUAUGCACUAGAGACCAUCUACGAGUGCUGGUGGAGACCCUAGCGACACAUUGCCAGCCAUUGCGGGAGUUACACCUCUCAAAAGCCCUGGUGGGUAGUGAGGAAUUUCGCAGGGAUUUGGAGCGCUGGGUUGGGGUCCUCAACAUUGACACAAAUCGACCUUAUGUUACAUGAUUACAAACGGUACCGAAAUCGUUGUCUGCCCGAGGUUGCACAACAUAUAUAGCCAGAAACGCCAUUCCGAAUAAAUUGAGCAUCCGUAGAUUGUUGGCAAUGAAUUCAUUGGGU